AUGUCCCCCAGCAUGAUUCCGGACGAUGAGCUUAGAGAAGGUAGCGUUGAUGUCCUGACCGCCGACGUGCCGCACCUAAACGGCUCCCGCGGCCCCUCGACCAGCGAUGUCCUGGUCGUCGGCGCCGGUCCCGCCGGCCUCAUGCUUGCCGACAACCUCGCCCGUUUCGGCAUCAAGGUCGACAUCAUCGACAACAGGCCGGACCGCACCCUGACCGGCAGGGCGGACGGCCUGCAGCCCAAGUCAAUCGAGACCCUGCGUCAGAUGAGACUCGCCGAUUCUCUGCUGCGCAAGGGCGUCAAAGUGUUUGACAUCUGCUUCUGGCGGGCUGCCGUCGGCGAAGAAAUGCACAGAGCGGGCCGGGAGGUGCAUUAUCCUCGCGAGGCCGUUGAUCUCUUGGACCCGUACAUCCUCCUCGUCCACCAGGGCAUGAUUGAGCAACUCUUCAUCGACGACAUGCAAGAGCGCGGCAUCGCCGUGCGGAGAAACACGGCCUUCGCCGACUUUGCCUACACUGGUAAGGCUGCCCCCGUCGAGGUUACGUGCAUGGCUGGGGUCCAGCAACAAAAGAGCAAGAUGACCACCAGCUACGUCGUUGGGUGCGACGGCGCGCACUCGCAUGUGCGCAAGGCCAUCGCCGGAGCCCAGCCGGUGGGCGCUUCGUCCGACGCUAUUUGGGGCGUCCUGGACGGCCAGAUCGAGACGAACUUUCCAGACUUGUGGUCCAAGGCCGUCAUCUAUUCCGAGGAGGCCGGGUCGGUCCUGAUCAUCCCCCGCGAGCGGAAUCUGACCAGGCUCUACAUCGAGCUCAAGCCCGAGUCCAGAGGAAGCGCGUCCAAGGACGAGCUUACGCAAGAAUUCGUCAUGCAGAGGGCACAGGAGAUUAUGGACCCAUUCCACCUGAAGUGGAAGACGGUCGAAUGGUUUGGAAGAUACCAAGUCGGACAGAGGGUUGCAACGAAAUUCACCGACGAAAAGGGUCGGGUGUUCAUCUGUGGAGACGCCAGCCAUACGCACUCUCCAAAGGCCGCACAGGGCAUGAACACUUCGAUGCACGACGGGUGGAACCUCGCAUGGAAGCUCAACCUGGCUGUGCGCAAGCUGGCAAAGUCCGAGCUGCUGGCGACGUAUGAAGAUGAACGGCGCAAGAUCGCGCAAGACCUGAUCAACUUCGACUACGAGCACGCCAACGCCUUCGCCGCAGGCAACUCGGACGCACUGGCGCAAAACUUUAUGCAAAACGUCCGGUUCAUCUCGGGCAUGGGGGUCGAGUACAGCAGCAACGCGCUCAACAUGCCGACCAAGGCCAUGGGCACCGGCGACCUGCGGCCGGGCUGCCUGCUGACCCCGGCCAAGGUGACGCGGUACGUGGACGCGAACCCGGUCGACAUCCAGCUGGACAUCCCGACGCUGGGCCAGUUCCGCGUCUACCUGUUCUGCAGCGACCCGCUGGCGAGCCGCGGCUUCCUGGACACGGUGUGCAAGCAGGCCAACAACGCGGGCCAGUCGUUCAUGGGCCGCAUGAGCGCCGCCGCCAACGCGUCGUACACGCUGCAGCCGCCCGUCGCCGCCCCGCACGACGAGUUCGUCUGCCCGGAGCGCUACACGGCCGUCUCCUGCCUCUUCACCUGGGCCCUCGUCGUCGCCGGCGGCACCCCCAAGUCGGCGUUUGAGAUCCAGGACCUGCCGCACGCCCUGCGCGACUCGGCCUGGACCGUCUACCUCGACGACAUCCCCCACACCGACACCCGCGGCCAGACGUGCGUCGACAAGUGGCUCGGCGGCCUGCACGGCGCCGAGACGGCCGUCGUCAUCGUGCGCCCCGACGGAUACGUCGGCACCUUGCGCGUCUGGCCCGAGGGCAGCAAGGACUGCGGCCAGGAGGCGAUGAGGUGGAUGGAUGAGUACUUUGAUGGCUUCUUGACGGAUGAUGUUGGAGCCCCGAAUUACUGA
Diplodia corticola is the source of this 1953-nucleotide messenger RNA. Its product is annotated as fad binding domain-containing protein. The transcript is spliced from 6 exons. The coding region runs from base 1 to 1953 and encodes 650 amino acids. The record is from RefSeq and is a predicted model, not a curated record. Gene Ontology annotation, molecular function: FAD binding. NCBI's taxonomy places the organism in Eukaryota, Fungi, Ascomycota, Dothideomycetes, Botryosphaeriales, Botryosphaeriaceae.